Molecule: messenger RNA, 738 nt
Organism: Paramecium tetraurelia
Lineage: Eukaryota; Ciliophora; Oligohymenophorea; Peniculida; Parameciidae
Exons: 1
Source: RefSeq, a predicted model, not a curated record
AUGCAAAAUAUCAAUUAAAUAUCUGCUCGUCUCUAAUUAAACAUUUCUAAAUAACUUUCAGCAAGAACAGAUCAAACUGAUAGCCAAUUCUUAAAUACUUCUAAUACUUAAACACUUUUGAAAUAGAUUAACUUAAUUAAAAAGAGUGAUAAAAAGAAUAAAGCACUUAAGAUCAUACCAGAUAAGUAAUCAUUAAAAUUUCAACAUUUAACUGAACCUAAAUAAAUUAAUAUUAAUUAGCUAAUUUAGAAAGAACACACAUAUGAAGAAGAAAAGAAGAAUUCUGCUGUUAUUUCCAAUGUUGGCAGUUAAACAUGGAGAAUAGAGACAUAGAUGAGAUAAAGCUUAAACUUUUAGGAUUUACACAAGUUGGAUGAAUCAAUUGCAAUAGACAUUCUAAAUAGGUAAAUUGGAAAGACUGAAACUAAUUUUUAUGAAUAUAUACCAAAAACUUCAAGGAAAACAAAAAGUCAAUCAGUUAAAUAGAAAAAUUUAAUUAAUUUAUCUGGAACUCCAUCUAAGUUUAAAAAAACUAAUAAAUUAAAUAACACUGUCAAUGCCUUUAAAUCAACCAAUAAAGAUUAAAUUUAUUAUAAAUUACCUGUUUCAAACGUAGGAGUUCCUAUUAUUAAAACAUAAAGAAUCAAGAGCUAGCCUCGUUAUCAUCACCCUUUCUCAACAAUGAACAAUUUCAAUUAUACUAGAUUAAAUAAAUCUUUGUGGGUCUCUGAUUUUUGA